CCUGACGUCACGAGCUGCUGGCAGUGUCAUGGCGGCUGCCUGUCAGCGGCUGGAAGCCUCUUCCAUGUAAACACCUCGAUAUUUCCUCCUCUCCUCUCCUCUCCCUCCCUCUUCCCUCCCUUUCCCCCCACCCACACACCCCCGCUUGAAGGCACAUGGAAAGUAAUGUCAGUGUCGAGCGGGGCGGCGUGGCCGUGGAGUUAGCCGGGGCUGGGCCGACUGUGGCGAGUGGCGAUGGCAGCUUCGAGCGGCGGAAGGGAUCGGACAGCCCGGGGAGCGGUGCCGUGGGCCCGAGGGCCGGGGCCGGCACUGCUGCAGGUGGCGAUCAUCCGUGUUCAAGCUCCGUGACACGCCUGCAAGAGGAUGAAGAUGCGGUGGAGGUGGAGGGCGCGCCUACUGGGGAGGAGAAAGUCAACAACAGCCCCCAACACAACUUGGUAAACAAGAUGGGCGAACUGAGUGAGGAGUCUGCGAGCGGGCUGAAGAAGGACCUUCUGCCCGGCCUUGCUCAGCAGCAAGCGGAUAAUAUGCUGCCGGAAGAAAGUAGCCCGAGUAAAAACCACGAGUGUGACAGGAAUCACAGCGCCAGCGAUCAAAGCAUGCCUGGCGAAUCGCGAAGCAUCGACUCCCUCGAGUCCUUUUCCAAUUUGAACUCUUGUCCUAGCUCUGACUUGAACAGCGAGGGGACUGAAGACCGAGCUUUGGCUCUCGCUUUACAGAGUGAAGAGUAUAACAGCAAGGACGGUGUUGCCAAACCAUCUGGUUCGAAAGAAAGAUUCCCUGGGCAGUCAGUUUAUCACAUUAAGUGGAUCAAAUGGAAAGCGGAGAACACACCUAUUAUUACGCAGAAUGAAAAUGGUCCCUGUCCUCUGCUUGCAAUCAUGAACGUUCUUCUUUUGGCAUGGAAGAUUAAACUACCACCCAUGGUUGAAAUUAUAACAGCAGAGCAGUUAAUGGAGUACUUGGGUGAUUAUAUUCUUGAUGCAAAACCAAAAGAAAUCACAGAUGCUCAGAGGCUGAACUAUGAGCAGAACAUGAGUGAUGCAAUGGCUAUAUUACACAAGCUGCAGACAGGAUUGGAUGUAAAUGUAAAGUUUACUGGUGUAAGAGUAUUUGAAUAUACACCGGAGUGCAUUGUAUUUGACCUCCUUGAUAUUGCACUUUACCACGGAUGGUUGGUGGACCCUCAGAAUGCUGAUCUAGCAAAAACAGUGGGAAUGUGCAGUUAUAACCAGCUGGUGGAGAAGAUUAUCUUCUGUAAGCAGUCAGAGAAGAGUGAACUAGUCAGUGAAGGUUAUGUUGCAGAACAGUUUUUGAACAACUCAGCAACUCAGUUGACGUACCAUGGGUUAUGUGAACUGAUUUCCACGGUUGAAGAAGGAGAAUUGUGUGUGUUCUUCAGAAAUAACCAUUUUAGCACUAUGACAAAAUACAAGGGUCAACUCUACCUCCUGGUGACGGACCAGGGCUUUCUUACAGAAGAGAAGGUUGUCUGGGAAAGUUUGCACAACGUGGACGGGGAUGGAAAUUUCUGUGAUUCUGAUUUUCAUCUGAGACCUCCAUCUGACCCAGAAACUGUGUACAAAGGACAGCAGGAUCAAAUUGAUCAGGACUAUCUGAUGGCAUUGUCCUUACAGCAGGAGCAGCAAAGCCAGGAUUUGGCCUGGGAGCAGAUACCUGAAGGGAUUAGUGAUCUGGAGUUGGCAAAGAAACUGCAGGAAGAAGAAGACAGGCGAGCAUCCCAGUACUACCACGAACAAGAGCAGGCAGCUGCAGCUCAGAGCCAGGAAGGGCAGCAAUCACAGGCGGUGGCGGCAACAGCAGCAGCUGGAAAACAGCCGGGAGGCACGGAACGGAAGCAGCGCAAGGAAGCAAAGGAGAAAGAAAAGGACAAGUGUAUUCUCUUGUGAUGGGGACGGAAUUUUACCAGAAGCUAAAUGCGUAACCCUUAAAAGAAUCCAGUGAUAUGCCGUCUGUGCCUGAUCCUUAAUUGUUUGUAUUUUGAGAAGUGAAAGGAUGACUUCUUUGAUACAGUCGGCCAAACUCUGUCUGUUGCACAAUGCACUAUAUUCACAAGGGAGUUUCUACAGUGUUGAUUGAUGCAGUUACAUUUAAUUUGACGUAAAUCAUUGUUUAAAACAUGCAAAAAGCACCUUUACAUGUAACAGUAAAAUCACUAUGCCUCUUAAUAUUUUGCAUUAAUUAAUGCAAUCAGCUAAUAAGCUAUUCUGGAUAAUACUGCCUCUGUUUUGCUAUAGGACAAUGAUUGGCAAUUUUGUGGUUGGUUUAGAUUUCAUUCUCUGCUUACAAUAAGAGAAUAUAGAAUAUUUUUAGUUUUCCUUGAUUGCGCCUAGAAUCGAGCUCAUAGGGAGAAAAAGGCAAAACACUUACAGAAGGUCAUUCAUAUUAGAGAUUGUUUUAAGAUGCUAACACAAACUCUGCUGGUGUACAAAUGUAGCACUGGACAAUCUUUUCUAAAGGAGAUGUCAUUUUUUUUGUACGAGCCAUAAUGGGGAAGGCAAGGAGAGUCAAUAUUUGUCAGUCGUGGUCUCUCUUGCUUCAAGUUUUCUUUAUCUGCUACAUUGUGCAUGGUUUUAAAAUCGUUCCAACAGAAGUCAAUCUAGGGAAAUGUGUAAAAAUAGAUAUUCAACAUGUAAAAUAUCAGUAAUUUUUUUUAAAUGCAAGUGAAUAAGCUAGUUUUUUUGACCAAAUAUACUUCCUGACAAUUGAGAAAAUUGUUUCAAGUUGGCUUGGAGACGAUAAAGGUCUUGCUAGAAUAAAGAAGUUACAAGUAGUUAUCUGUGAUCUCUUUAAUCAGUCAGUUAAGUCAGCACUGUAUUCACCUUUAGUGAUUACCAUUUUGUUUCUGAAUUCCUUAAUGCUGAAUAAUGUACCCAAUCAUUGUUAUCGUUUAUCUUCAUUAAUACCUUCAAGAUUAUUUGGUCAAAUAUUGUCAAUGAUGUAGACAGUAGCAAAGUUAUUUUUCUUAAGGGGACCAAUAUUCAGAAAUGGGAGGGGGGGGGGAUUUUAAAACAUUUUGGAAGAAGCCAAAUAACUUUGGUAUUGUUAUACUUGUUUUUUUUUGGUAUAAUUUAAACACUGACUAUUUUUCUUUGGUAUGAUGGUAAGCUGUUCCAAAUACAUUGUUCACUGGGCACUGUUGCAGGAACACUAAAUUUUGACAUUGAAGGAAAAUUAUCUGAAGGAUCAUUUUAUACUGUUUCAGAUUAGUAUUGUCACUCUAAUAAUGUAGCUGUUUUGUAGAUUUUUAAUACAUUUGACCAGUUUAUUUAUUUGAAUAACUAAUAGGGCACCCUCAGUUAGAGUGCUUGAAGCAGUUAUGUAUCUAGAGGAAGAUUCACACCUGUCAGUAACUAGGGAGGAAGAAAAUAAAGCAUUUAACCUGUUUACUAAGACAUAAAUAUUUAUUCAUUGUGAAGCAAUUUGUUAAAUUAUUUUGAGAUGGGCAGCCCAGAAUAUCUAUCUUUUGCAUUUUGAAAGAAUCAUGUUGCACUUAGAGGUUUCCCUUUAUCAAAAAUUCUUUACCAGGGACAGAUAUAAUGAAGUUGGUUUGGGGAGAUUUCAUUGAACUGCCCAGACGUAUUGUGAAUUAGCUCACAUUUAUAGUGCAUGAUAAAUCUAGUAGAUCAUAUUAUAAAUGUCAUACAAAUGCUUAUGUAAAGUUGUAUUUUCCUCACCAGAAUAUGUUGAUAUUAAAAGUACCAGGAUUUCAAAUAUGUAUGGAUCUAAUUAUUUGCAAUCCUGUCCAAGUAAUUACUUGUGGAUUUUGACCAUACUGCUCCAGGGGCUGCAUUGUGGAACAACUGUUCACCAUUAAAAGCCCUUGACCCAUUUUAGGACAGGUAGUUGCUUUGAAAGUUAUCAGUGCAGGGCUGCAUUGGCCUUUCUGUUGGGGGUUGUGCGUAGUCCUGACUCACAGAUGCAGGCUUGUUUGUGGUACCUUGACUGAUAAACAGUCGAGUAUGGUUCCCCGACCUUUUUAAUAUGCUAAAUGUUUCACGUAAGGAUUGUUGAAAAUAAAUGCUAAGUCUUCUGAAAUGAUUAUGCUUUAAAUAUCACUUUGUUUUGCACAUUUGUCUAUUACAAGGAUGGGUGUAUUUGUGCUACUCUGCAACUUGAAUUUUGCAGAUUUUCUGAAUGCUUCACAGAAAUUUGGUGCAUUUGAGAGCAUGACAUUGAAUAUUUCUUUGUUCAAAGAAAGCUAUAUGUUGCCAUUUGAUCAUUCACAAUGGAAUAUUUGCUAGACAUUUUAAUAAUGUCAACUUUUGUGUUGGAGAUUUAAUCUCAUACACCAGUGGGAUUGGGUUUUAUCAUUUGUUUAUUACAACAGGAUGCACAAUAUACUUCAAGCCAUUGUACAUGUAUAUUCACCAUGAUUAACAACAGACAAGAGAAGUAUUGACCAGAAUCUGUUACUUUCAAUAACUUUUGUUGCACUUUUGCUUUGUUGUUUGUUUAUUUUGAGACAUUAACCAAAAUACUGGUGAAUUAAAAAUAUACACAAUGGAAAAAAUAUGUAGAUUUUGAAUUUGCUCUCUACCUUUUGAUGUCUCCUAAAUCACAGCUACUUUUCCCCCAUUGCUUUGGGUACCUGUACUGUUACAAAUCCUGCAUCUGGGAGUGUCUGCGUUUUGGUAGAUGCCGAUUUCAUGACAUUGUUCCAUUUUCUAUGUUCAUGACCAAACUUGUAUGUCGCAUACUAUCAUAAUGUGUUAUAUACUUAGUGGGAUCAAGUGAACUUUGGCAGCACAAAAAUACUUUUAUUGGCAUUCCAACUAUUUGAUUUUAAGAGAGCUUUCUGUGGAAUGUAGAUUAAUUGUCUUCACUUUGUACUUCUGUCAUCAUGUGACUGAAUGGACAAAAGCAGUUAAUUCUUUACAAUAUGUAUCUUGUGCAGAUUGGGGCAAGUGGGAGAGUAGCAAAUUGUGCCAUAAUGUUAAAGAUUCUGUAUUUACAGUAACAGAUUUGAGGCAUUGUUUAUAUUUUCAUUUAUUUUUUUAUUUAAAUCCCGGACUAGGAAUAGGGUAAAACUUUGGUACAAGAACUUCUAGGUUUUUGAAAUCUUAAAAUAGGAAGGAAAAAAUGCAUUGCAUGUAAUGUGAAUUAUUUAAACGGUAAAAAUAAAUCAAUCUAGGGAAAACUGAACCGAAGUGUUGAAAAUGAGGGAAUAACUGGGGGGAAAACAUGGAAGUAAGUGGAACUUAAUGAAAAUCAGUAAAGAAAACCGCUGCCCAGUCUGAUGUUUACAACAAAAAACUGCCAUGUACAUUUGCUAACAUGCCUCAUUAUGGAAAAAAACCCAGUGUAUUUGGUAUAGAACAAGCAUGGAAAACUGGGUGGUAUCAGAUAGCCUCUGAAAUAUUUGCAAUUAAUUUCAAAAUAAGGUAUACUGUGACCAAAUCAGCCCUAUCAGCUGAACUGAACACCCAUUAGUGCCUCAUUAACCAUCAGAAAGAGUGAAACGCGGCUUUAAUUGCAGUUUUACAAGUGAAACAUUGAGAAUCAUGUUACAAUAAAACUUUGGUAUCAAUUAAUGCAAAAUCUUCCGUUGCAGAAUGAUGUUAAAAUUGGUAAUACUCCAGACUGAAAUAAAAACCCAUUUCUUGCAA
Messenger RNA from Leucoraja erinaceus (little skate), 5630 nucleotides. RefSeq names its product MINDY lysine 48 deubiquitinase 2 (gene mindy2). Gene Ontology annotation, biological process: protein K48-linked deubiquitination. The record is from RefSeq and is a predicted model, not a curated record. The transcript has 9 exons. The coding region runs from base 156 to 1910 and encodes 584 amino acids. Gene Ontology annotation, cellular component: cytosol; cell periphery. NCBI's taxonomy places the organism in Eukaryota, Metazoa, Chordata, Chondrichthyes, Rajiformes, Rajidae. Gene Ontology annotation, molecular function: K48-linked deubiquitinase activity; cysteine-type carboxypeptidase activity; cysteine-type deubiquitinase activity.